This is a messenger RNA of Gossypium arboreum, 802 nucleotides long. RefSeq names its product abscisic acid receptor PYR1. Gene Ontology annotation, cellular component: cytoplasm; nucleus. The record is from RefSeq and is a predicted model, not a curated record. Gene Ontology annotation, biological process: abscisic acid-activated signaling pathway. Gene Ontology annotation, molecular function: protein phosphatase inhibitor activity; abscisic acid binding; signaling receptor activity. The transcript has 2 exons. The coding region runs from base 61 to 750 and encodes 229 amino acids. NCBI's taxonomy places the organism in Eukaryota, Viridiplantae, Streptophyta, Magnoliopsida, Malvales, Malvaceae.
AUAAACCCCCUCUUCUUCCUCUUAUCUUCCCUCCUCCUCCUUCCCUUCUGCUUCCCUCCCAUGGCUGAACCAGAAUCCGAACCCACCACCACCCACCACCUCACAAUCCCACCCGGUUUAACCCAAGACGAGUUCCAUGAGUUAACCCCGAGUAUAACUCAGUACCACACCUACACUUUAGGUCAAGGCAAAUGCUCUUCUUUAUUAGCUCAACGUAUCAACUCACCAAGCGACCUCGUUUGGUCGAUCGUCCGCCGUUUCGAUAAACCACAAACGUAUAAGCACUUCAUAAAAAGCUGUGCCGUCAAAGACAAUUUCCAAAUGGUCGUGGGUUGCACGCGUGACGUCAACGUGAUCUCCGGUUUACCGGCAGCCACAAGCACCGAACGUCUCGAUAUCUUAAACGAUAACGAAAAGGUAACUGGGUUUAGCAUCAUCGGCGGUGAACAUAGGUUGACAAAUUACCGGUCGGUGACGACGGUACAUGGGUUUGAACGUGAUGGGAAGAUCUGGACCGUUGUUCUGGAAUCAUAUGUGGUUGAUGUACCUGAAGGGAAUACGGAAGAAGAUACACGGUUGUUUGCUGAUACGGUUGUGAGACUUAAUUUGCAGAAAUUGGCUAGCGUCGCUGAAGGGUUGGCGCGUGAUGGCGAUUGUAAUAAAUCACAGGGUUUAAUUACUUCAGUCCCUGUACUUUUCAGACUUUUGGAAUUAAGUGCUUCUGCUUUUCUUUUAGUUACAAGAGUUUAAUCAUUAAUGAAGAUCCCAACAGGCUUAUGUUAAGCCUACGAAUCAUUAAUCA